CGCGGGGCGGACGGGUGGGGGUCGGAGUCCAGGAAGGGUCGCAGUGUCACCCCCUUCUCUUGUGAACACGGGGCACGGGGUUCCGGGGAGAAGGGUGGGAGGAGUUAAAUUCUUGGAGGGGGUGGAGGUCAUGUGGACGCCACGCCCCUACAGGAAGGAAAGGAGAGAGAGUGUGUGGAUGAAUGUGUGUUUAGAGAGAGAGGGGAUGGAUGUGUGUUUGCGAAUAAACUUGGAGGGGAGGGGGCGACAAGGGUGGGUUUCCGGGCUGAGAAAUGGGAACACUGUGGGGCUGCUGCAAGCAGGACUUGGGCCUUAAGCAUUCCAGGAGAGUGUUCUCGGGAGUAGCCCCGGGAAGGACUUUAACAGAGGUUGGAAAUUACAUCUCUGGCACAGUUUUGCAAGCAGAGGGGGAGCUUAGUUGAAAAGGAGCAAAGAAUGCAUGUGGAAGAUGCCAACAUCUCGGUCUGGAAAGGAUUUAUUAACUAGUUGAAGAGGGCUGGUGGAUUAAAACACUUAGCACCCUAAGAAGCUUGGGAGAUUCGAUUAUUAUGUUGCGCUUUAGACAGGAGGACAGGAGAAAGGGCGUUCUUUUCUCGAUUUCUUAGAAGACAGUCUCCGGUUACUUUUCUGUGGUGAGAAUGGGUACGAUCCAUCUUUUAUCCUGAAUCAUGUUAACACAGAAAUCUGCCUCCUGGGCCAUGCCGCUUCUAAGGCCUAUUUCUUCUCAUGAGCCCCAGCACAAGACAGAUGGGCCAGUUCUCACAGUGGAUAGCUUCCCGUGCCUGAGCAAGAGAUGGGAUAGUAUCUGGGAUCUGGCCAUCACCAGACGCUGAGCUUAAUAAGGCAGCUGAAUGAAGGGAGGUAACGGACCCCUGAGAGGGGCACUGAAGUCUGCAGUGGGGGGGGAGGGGCCUGGACACACCCCUUCCCCCCCAGACUCCUCCCCGUCAGGGUCAGCUCAGCCAUGGACUUUGGACCUGGAUAAGAAGAGAGAAGCUGCACUUUGGCGGAUCUGAUUUGGGAUUCUCAGUUUUGAAAAUGGAGUGCGGAAUGGGGAUUUGAUAAUCUCCUGGGGAGCAACUGAGACAAGAGAAGAAAGGUGCAUGGCUGCUUCCUAAUCCCGUAGUCCAGAGGAAGCAUCCCUAGGACUGCGGGCGAGGGAGCUGGGCAAGCCCAGGGCAGCCUUGAACCCUCUCCUUGCCUGCCCUCCCCGGUGGGGGCCAGGAUGCUGAAGAAGCAGUCUGCAGGGCUUGUGCUGUGGGGCGCCAUCCUCUUCGUGGCCUGGAAUGCCCUGCUGCUCCUCUUCUUCUGGACACGCCCAGCACCUGGCAGGCCACCCUCAGUCAGUGCUCUGGAUGACGACCCCGCCAGCCUCACCCGUGAAGUGAUUCGCCUGGCCCAAGACGCCGAGGUGGAGCUGGAGCGGCAGCGUGGGCUGCUGCAGCAGAUCGGGGAUGCCCUGUGGAGCCAGCGGGGGAGGGCGCCCACAGCGGCCCCUCCCGCCCAGCCGCAUGUGCCUGAGACCCCAGCGCCAGCGGUGAUUCCCAUCCUGGUCAUUGCCUGUGACCGCAGCACUGUUCGGCGCUGCCUGGACAAGCUGCUGCAUUAUCGGCCCUCGGCUGAGCUCUUCCCCAUCAUCGUUAGCCAGGACUGUGGGCACGAGGAGACAGCCCAGGCCAUCGCCUCCUACGGCAGCGCGGUCACGCACAUCCGGCAGCCCGACCUGAGCAGCAUUGCGGUGCCGCCGGACCACCGCAAGUUCCAGGGCUACUACAAGAUCGCGCGCCACUACCGCUGGGCGCUGGGCCAGGUCUUCCACCAGUUUCGCUUCCCCGCGGCCGUGGUGGUGGAGGACGACCUGGAGGUGGCGCCGGACUUCUUCGAGUACUUUCAGGCCACCUAUCCGCUGCUGAAGGCCGACCCCUCCCUCUGGUGCGUCUCGGCCUGGAAUGACAACGGCAAGGAGCAGAUGGUGGACUCCAGCAAGCCUGAGCUGCUCUACCGCACCGACUUUUUUCCCGGCCUGGGCUGGCUGCUGUUGGCCGAGCUCUGGGCUGAGCUGGAGCCCAAGUGGCCAAAGGCCUUCUGGGACGACUGGAUGCGGCGGCCGGAGCAGCGGAAGGGGCGGGCCUGCAUACGCCCCGAAAUCUCAAGAACGAUGACCUUUGGCCGCAAGGGUGUGAGCCACGGGCAGUUCUUUGACCAGCACCUCAAGUUUAUCAAGCUGAACCAGCAGUUUGUGCACUUCACCCAGCUGGACCUGUCUUACCUGCAGCGGGAGGCCUAUGACCGAGACUUCCUGGCCCGCGUCUAUGGUGCUCCCCAGCUGCAGGUGGAGAGAGUGAGGACCAAUGACCGGAGGGAGCUGGGGGAGGUGCGGGUGCAGUAUACGGGCAGGGACAGCUUCAAGGCCUUCGCCAAGGCUCUGGGUGUCAUGGAUGACCUUAAGUCGGGGGUUCCGAGAGCUGGCUACCGGGGUAUUGUCACCUUCCAGUUCCGGGGCCGCCGUGUCCACCUGGCGCCCCCACCGACGUGGGAGGGCUAUGAUCCUAGCUGGAAUUAGCACCUGCCUGUCCCUCCUGGGCCUCUCCUUGUCACAUCAUGAGCUGAGGUGGGACCACAGCCCCCAGGCUCCAUCGGCCUGCCUGUGUUUCCCUCUUAGGUGCAUUUAUCUUUUUUAUUUUUCCAAGUGGCAUUUAAGUGCACAAAUGAUAACGAGAGGAUUAUUCUCCCGUUCUCAGGGGAGUCAGGGGAACUAUUCUAGGGUAUGUUGUGGGGUAUUAAGCAGGAAACCACUGUGUGGUAGGGGGGCACUGGGCUUGUUGGGGCCAGAAAUGUCCACGUCCUGAGCUUUCUCCUGGAGCAUAUGCAGAGAGUUUGGCAACGUUCGCUCUCUUGACCAGACAGACCCCUUCUGCCUGACCUGGCUCUUCCAGCCAGGGCACGAGCCCUCCUUCUAUAGCUGCUCCCCUUCCCCCAGUGGGGACUGGGUUAUGGGAGAAGGGGACAUAUUUGCAGCCAAAAUGAUACUAACCAAAGGGGCUUCCCUGUCUGGGCCUGGUGGAGUUGGUGGGUCAUCGGGGCUCACUGCCUCCUGCCCUUCUCCCCUGUCUCUCACCCCCACUUAGCCCUUCUCUCCUUGCAGCCUAGCAGUUUAUAGUUCUGAGAUGGAAAGUUGAAGGGGGCAAGCAAGACUUCUCCUCAGUCCAUGCCCAGCUGUCAGGAGAGAGGUGCAGGGAGGAAGGCCUUGUGCUGGGACAACCCCUCUCUUGCCUUACCUCAGAGAGGGACUAUGCCCUGACCCCUCCUUUCUGAAAAUCAGUGCCCUCCCUGUUGCUCUAGGAGGCUUCUGCUGGCUUGGUAGAAGACAGAAUUCGAUCUGCCUGUCCCUUUUUCCCCUGGGGUUUGACACACAGGAUCCUCUCAGCAUGAGGUGGAGCAGUAGACCAGGUGGAGCAGUGACUAGGACGCCUCUAGCCCAGUGCUGCCCAGCCUCCCUGCCCGCUCCCAGGCACCCCGUGUCCUCACAGGCCAGGACGCCGUGGCAGGGUGGAGAGGACUUGGUGGAUUUUUGUUUCUUGCCUGACCUCAGUUUCAUGAAAGAAAGUGGAAGCUACAGAAUUAUUUUCUAAAAUAAAGUAAAGGCUGAAUUGUCUGAAAAA
This is a messenger RNA of Symphalangus syndactylus (siamang), 3662 nucleotides long. It is a transcript of the gene MGAT1, whose product is annotated as alpha-1,3-mannosyl-glycoprotein 2-beta-N-acetylglucosaminyltransferase. The record is from RefSeq and is a predicted model, not a curated record. Lineage: Eukaryota; Metazoa; Chordata; Mammalia; Primates; Hylobatidae. Gene Ontology annotation, biological process: protein N-linked glycosylation. Gene Ontology annotation, cellular component: Golgi apparatus. Gene Ontology annotation, molecular function: alpha-1,3-mannosylglycoprotein 2-beta-N-acetylglucosaminyltransferase activity.